Messenger RNA from Magallana angulata, 3711 nucleotides. Its product is annotated as integrin beta-1-B-like. Gene Ontology annotation, biological process: integrin-mediated signaling pathway; cell-matrix adhesion; cell adhesion mediated by integrin. Gene Ontology annotation, cellular component: integrin complex; focal adhesion; cell surface. The transcript has 23 exons. Bases 171 to 2588 code for a protein of 805 amino acids. Gene Ontology annotation, molecular function: integrin binding. The record is from RefSeq and is a predicted model, not a curated record. Lineage: Eukaryota; Metazoa; Mollusca; Bivalvia; Ostreida; Ostreidae.
AAUGUUAUGCAGAAAAGUACUUAAUAAUAGUAAUCUACUUUCGGUUUCAAUAAAUACACGUAGGAUUCCCCUUCCUUUCGCAAUUGAUUUUUGAGCCACUUUCAUCAAGUGCGUUUUCCUUUUAUCAGCUGGUAUUUUCGGUAUAUAUAGAAAGCUGCUGAAGACAAAAAAUGGCAUCAGAUAUUUUGUUCUUAAUUGUGACAACAUUACUCUGCUCUUCAAAUCUAAUAAUGGAGUCAACAGCACAGGAAUUACGGACAGAUUCUUUGACACUGACCCAGGAAAACCCGUGCCUGAAGGACCGAACUACGACGUGUGGGGAGUGUAUAACAAUAUCUACACUGUGUGCUUUCUGUACUGAUUCCGAAUAUGAUACCAACAACUAUCCCAGGUGUGACCUGCUGACCACUCAUCAGAAACUCAUCAACAACAAACCAAGGUGUAAAGACAUCGUCAAUCCGUCAUCCAGCCUCGUCAAAACCAAGGAUGACGAACUGAUUGAUGGAGGUACAGGAAGGGACGCUGUUCAGCUUAAACCCCAAGAAAUAGAUCUUGAGUUACGACCAAAUGACCCACAGACUUUCGAUCUGACUUACCGAUUGGCUAGAAACGUUCCAGUUGACCUUUACUACCUGAUGGACCUCUCAUCCACCAUGGCCGAUGACAAAGUCACGCUGGCCAGUCUGGGAAAUAGGAUAGCUGAUGAAAUGAGCACCAUCUCCAAACAAUUUAAGAUGGGUUUUGGUUCCUUUGUGGACAAGGCUGUCAUGCCUUUCGUCAGUACGGCUAAAAACAAAAUUAACAGUCCUUGUCCAGGAUGCGAGAAAGCUUACGGAUUCAGAAAUGUAUUGCCAUUAAACCUAAAUACAACACUAUUUAGGGAAAAAGUUAAUUUAGCUACAGUAUCUGAUAGCCUGGACGCUCCUGAGGGUGGGUUUGAUGCCAUCAUGCAGGCCAUAGCUUGUAAGGGGCAAAUUGGAUGGAGAACUGGAUCUAGAAGACUUCUGUUGUUUUCAACAGAUUCUGGAUUUCACUACGCCGGGGAUGGAAAAUUGGGUGGCAUCCUUCAAGCAAAUGACGGAAAUUGUCACCUUGAUUCAAACGGAAUGUACACAGAUAGUUCUAACAAGGACUACCCUUCCUUAAGUCAGAUUGCUGUUAAAGCCAAGGAAAACAAUGUGAACCUUGUUUUUGCUGUCACGGACGAACAGAAGGAUAUAUACCACAAGCUGAUUCCAUUGAUUGCAGGAUCAGAAAUCGGAGUGUUAGAUUCAGAUUCACAGAAUAUUGUCAAACUAGUCCGAGACAAUUAUUUGGCCAUCAUAUCAAAAGUAGAAUUGAUUGUUGAAAAUUCGGACAAUAUGGAAGUGAAAAUUAGGACUAAAUGUAAAGGAACCAUUGAAAAGGAAACAAACAGAUGUGAAAAUUUGAGUCUUACAGACCAAGUGGUUUUCAGUGUGACGUUGGGAGUUAGGAGUUGUCCCCCAAAAGGUCAAGAGAUGAAGACCAUAAAGAUCAAACCCGUCGGCCUUCAUGACACCCUGACGGUCAAUGUCCGCAUCAAGUGUCAGUGCGACUGUGACUCGGACCAAAAAAUGAUGGAAAACAAAAAUCACGCGAAUUGUAAUGGAAAUGGGACCUUUGUGUGCGGAAUGUGCGUUUGUAAUGAACCGUACUUUGGCGUCAAAUGCGAUUGUGUAAAAGGGGAAGUAACUCCACCAGAAAAAGAUAGAGAAUGUAUUCAGGAUAAAAGCACGACUACCCUCUGUAACGGUCGGGGAGAAUGUAGUUGUGGAAGAUGUUUGUGCCGAGAGACGCAGAAGGGCACUAAUAACUACUACACCGGCAAAUACUGCGAGUGUGACGAUACCAAGUGUCCCUACUAUGGUGGACUCAUCUGUGGAGGUCUGAGUCGUGGACAGUGUAUCUGCGGAGUCUGUAAUUGUAACAGCGGAUUCACGGGGGACAGCUGUGGGUGUAGCACCGACAAAAGCCCCUGCAUGUACAAUGAUCUGGAGUGUAAUGGAGCUGGAGUUUGUGAGUGUGGAAAGUGCAAAUGUACAAAUCCUAAAUAUUUUGGAAGCCAUUGUCAGGAGUGUGAGGGUUGUGACCAGGAGAAAUGUCGGGCACACCAAGGCUGUGCGCUGUGUAAUAGGGUCACACCUGGUGUACUGACCCAGGAACAGUGUAAGACAGAAUGUCCGCGCACUACUGCUGUCAACACAAUCAGAAAGGACACAACUCGUUGCGAGACGUUGGACAAGGAAGGCUGUUUUGUUUACUUUACCUAUUUCUACGACGCUGAUAACAAUAUAAGGGUAGAAGUCCAAAGAGAACCAGUGUGUCCCACUAAGCCCAACGUAGGUGCUAUAGUUGGGGGAGUAUUAGCGGCCAUUUUGCUCAUUGGGAUCGGAAUCCUUAUUGGCUGGAAAGUUCUCAUCACCCUUAAAGACAGAAGAGAAUAUUUUGCGUUUUUGAAGUCGCUCGAAAACGCCAAAUGGGAAACGGCAUACAAUCCUCUCUACAAGCCAGCUACUUCGACCUUUAACAACCCUACAUUUGGGCAAAAGAGUCACCCUGUUACAUAGAGGUGAAUUCAAGACCUCAGAACAGCGGAGGAGGUUAUAAUUACAGCGUGCAGCAAGAAAAAUAAUCAAAGAAACAGAACAAAUUGUUUCCCCUGCGAACAGUUCAUUUGCAGUAUAGUCUUAAAAAAAAUCUAAUAGGUACUGAAGGAUGAUUUUUUUCCCCCAUGUUUUUUCGGGGGAAACUCCAAAUUAUUACUGUUACAUAUGUAACUCUUGAGCUACCUCCUCUGCAAAAAAUCUACCAUCUUGUAUAGUUAAAUAUGCAUGUUUACUUGUAACUUUUGAUUCUGCAUGAAAAUCUGUGUCAGGGAGGACAUGGCUGUUAGAACGUUGGAGGAGUGACGGCGAUUAUUGGACAAGCAUGAUUGUUUUCAUUUUAUUGCAUGCUAUCUUCUAGCUGAGCGAGGUCUUGAUUUUCCACUCAGUGGCAUGACUCCCAAGCCCAGUGUACAACAGGGUUGUCUUAGAAGGUCUGUAGUGCUGGCUUGAUGCAUGGAUUAACUCCCUUGUCUUAAUUGAUACAUUCCUACGAUUUUAGAAUGACUGAUCUGUUUCAGAGAUCGAUCAAUGAAACGAUAUCUGAUUUUCUUUUUGCUAAUAUGCUGGUGGGCAUGUUGAUUCAAAGCAAUACUAGUGGUCUGAUUCUGUUUUAUAAUAGAAAUUUUCUUCUUACGUGUACAUUUGGUUCGUAAAAAGAUUAUAUGUAAUUAACAUGCUUUAAUUGUAAAUGUAUAAUAAUGUCAGAUAAUGUCAGAUAGCUAUUUUUGGUUUUUUUUUUUUAAAUUUAAUGUGCAUUUGGUUGUUUUGUUCUUUGAUUUGUUUUAUGAACAAUAUAAAAUUAAAAUAUUCAGAAAACCGGUGCUUCAAAGAUUGAUGAAAUACGUUGUAUUUUGAAAUGCAUGUAGUAUCCAUUUUCAUGUUUUUCGUACUUUCAUAUUUGUAUUAACUUUUAAUGAGCAUAUCUACAUGUAAAUAUUUGCUAUUUGUAGUUUUUGUAGUUGUGUAGUUUUAAAUCUAAGAAGAAAAAAUCGAAAUCUCUGAUUUUAGGUUUUUUUUCCCUUUAUACUGUAAUUCAAUAGUUAUGUCUGUAAUAAAGAAUUAUAUUAAACAUUUAUCAGAAAUC